Molecule: messenger RNA, 723 nt
Organism: Necator americanus (New World hookworm)
Lineage: Eukaryota; Metazoa; Nematoda; Chromadorea; Rhabditida; Ancylostomatidae
Exons: 6
Coding region: 1-723 (240 amino acids)
Biological process (GO): carbohydrate metabolic process
Cellular component (GO): membrane
Molecular function (GO): galactoside 2-alpha-L-fucosyltransferase activity
Source: RefSeq, a predicted model, not a curated record
AUGUUCCUCUUAGCAUCAGGUUUUGCCAUAGCAAAACGGAUGGAAAGAACACUUUUGUAUUACGACGUCGACAAACUGGCAUUUAAGAGACUGAAGCCGAUUGUAUCUGCAUUCCCUCGCACGGUAGAGAAAUUUGUUGUAAGAUACUUCAACCAUUCCGCUAAAUAUCUCGUUCUUGAAACUAAUUGUGGACAAAAUGCACGCUUCUUUGAAGAUAUUUUGCCGGAAAUUCGUGAGAUGUACCAGUUCUCAGAUGAAGUGCGAGAACAAUUCGCACAUUUAGCAGAAUGUGAGAAACGGAACAUUACCUGCAUUCAUACACGGCAAACGGACUUCAUACGACUUAAUCGGACAACAGAUUUAGAAGAGACGGUGAUGGCCGCCUACAACAUUUCCGAGCAACACAGCUCUCAACAGUAUCUUAUCUUCGGAGACGACAGAACGUUUAUGGCGAAGCUGGCUACCAGGCUCAAACAGGUAGAUUCUUCAAGAAAGAAGACAUAUAUAUCUAGUCAUCGUGAAAUCGAAGACAUGUACCUCUCGUCACAGCUAUGCACCUCAUUUCUUAUCUCAUCCGCAAUGUCAACGUUUGGUUGGUGGCUAGCAUUUUUUGCGCCAAAUCAACAUUCUGUGUACUAUAUGAAUGAUAAACGACCCAAUUACUCAAUGGAGGGGAUCCCUCGUGAAGAGAUGUUUCUGAGCUCUUGGAGGAAAUAUUCGUAG